Acaulospora morrowiae is the source of this 2322-nucleotide messenger RNA. Lineage: Eukaryota; Fungi; Glomeromycota; Glomeromycetes; Diversisporales; Acaulosporaceae. The record is from the annotation of a GenBank genome assembly.
AUGUUGUCGAGGGUUUCUUUGAACCUUUCAAGAAGAAUCAUUGUCUCCACGGCGCAAAUGAACAAAUUGUCUUUGCGUAAAGUCAACGUGGCACGGAUCCAUUCAUCGAUUAAGAAUUCUCCAAAUUCAGAAUCUCCCCGCUGCUUUUCCUCAACCUCGCGAAAGUAUAGUGCAAUCGCACCAUUAGACACUUUUCCGCGUAGGCACAAUGGUUCUUCUGAGGCUGAAAUCAAAGAAAUGCUCAAAGUCGUUGGUGUUAAAGACAUGGAAGAGUUGGUAUCAAAGACAAUUCCUGCUAGCAUUCGUUCCACAAAGCCUCUCUCCUUGGAAAAGGGGCUUACAGAAAGCGAGUUGUUAAAACGGCUAAAAAGCAUCGCAUCAGAAAACAAAAUUUACAAAUCAUAUAUAGGCAUGGGGUAUACAGGCACGAUCGUGCCAACAGUCAUAUUAAGAAAUAUCUUGGAAUCUCCCGGAUGGUAUACACAAGUAAGCGAAUUACCAUUUUUAAAUGGACUAUGUAACCAGAAAGAACUUUUACGUAAAAGAAGUGACUUUCAUUGGUUCGUAUAUACUCCAUACCAACCAGAAAUUUCUCAAGGUCGCCUGGAGUCAUUACUGAACUUUCAAACUAUGGUCACCGAUAUUACGGGCAUGGAAAUCGCAAAUGCUUCUCUUCUCGAUGAAGGAACGGCGGCUGCGGAGGCUAUGAUAAUGACCUUUCAGGCUGGAAAACAAAAACGACCCGUGUUUUUUGUAGAUGAAAAAUGUCAUCCUCAGACCAUCGCUUGCCUGAAAACGCGUGCAGAAUGUUUAGGCAUUCAUAUUGUCGUUGGUGACGCGUUAAAAUAUGAUUUUGAAUCGAAUGGCAAAGAUUUAUGCGGUGUUUUAGUCCAAUAUCCUUCAACCGAUGGUUCAAUACACGACUACUCUUCUCUCGCAAGCAAAAUUCAUUCCUUAGGUGGACAAGUGGUCUGCGCUACCGAUUUAUUGGCACUCACUUUGCUUACUCCCCCUGGCGAAUGGGGUGCAGAUAUCGCGGUUGGAAACAGUCAACGUUUCGGUGUUCCGCUAGGGUACGGGGGCCCUCACGCUGCCUUUUUCGCUUGCAAAGAUGAUCACAAGCGUAAGAUUCCUGGCCGAUUAAUUGGUGUAGCGCGUGAUUCUUUAGGGAAUAAGGCAUAUCGAUUAUCGUUACAGACCAGGGAACAACAUAUCAGGAGAGAAAAAGCCACGAGCAAUAUAUGUACAGCUCAAGCAUUGCUGGCAAACAUGGCAGCAAUGUAUGGAGUUUAUCAUGGACCUGAGGGUGUUAAGGCCAUCGCUGGUCGCGUCCACGAUCUAACAAAAAUUCUAGCGGCGGAGGUCAAACAUCUUGGGCAUAAGAUCAAAACAGAACAUUUUUUUGACACCCUGAAUAUUCACGUUGACAAUUCCGAACAUAUUUACAAAAAGGCAAUAUCUGCUUGUAUCAAUCUACGAAAAGUCGAUGAGACCACCAUUGGCGUUACGUUAGACGAGACUGUAACAGAGGAGGACUUAAAAAAUCUCAUUCGAGUCUUUGCCAAAGAUCCAAGUUACAAGCCCGAUUUUUCGAGAGUUCAUGAGCCUGUCAUUCCAGAUAAAUUCAUUCGUACCUCACUAUUUAUGCAACAUCCCACGUUUAACUCGUAUCAUUCAGAGACAGAAAUGUUGAGAUACAUUUAUCACCUACAAUCCAAAGAUCUCUCGUUAGCCCAUUCAAUGAUCUCUUUAGGCAGUUGCACUAUGAAACUUAACGCCACAACAGAAAUGAUUCCGGUUACAUGGCCCGAAUUUUCCGAAAUUCAUCCAUUUGCACCGUCCGAUCAAGCCAAAGGAUAUAAAUUAUUAAUUCAGGAGCUUGAACGUGAUCUUGCCGAGAUUACUGGGUUUGAUGGUGUUUCUUUGCAACCCAAUUCAGGUGCCCAAGGAGAAUAUACUGGACUUCGCGUGAUUGAUGCUUAUCACAAAUCUCGCGGAGAUAACAAGCGAAAUGUUUGUCUCAUACCUGAUUCGGCCCAUGGUACAAAUCCAGCUUCAGCAGUGAUGGCCGGCAUGUCUGUUGUUCAGAUUGAAUGUAAAAAUGGUGUUCUUAAUAUGAAGGACCUUGAGAUGAAAGCAGAGGCGCAUAAAGACCAACUUGCGGCAUUCAUGGUUACAUAUCCAUCGACAUAUGGUGUGUUUGAAGACGGAGUGGUUCAAGCUUGUGAAAUAAUUCACAAGUAUGGUGGACAAGUUUACAUGGAUGGUGCUAACUUAAAUGCACAGAUUGGAUUAUGUGAUCCAGCUACCAUUGGUGCAGAU